UGAAUGUUGACAUUUUGUAGUAUUGUUGAUCAAAAUCAUCAAAAGUACUUAAAAUGAUUUCCACGUAAAUAAAAAUAUAAAAUUCUCUGGCUAAAUACCUCUUUCACCAUAUUCUCAAACUAUUAAUGACAGUUAUAGUAUAAAGCAGCAAUAACUUUCUAUAAAACAGAGCAAUGAUCGAACUAUCUGCAAAAUUAACUACUGGAACAGUGUAUUUAGCUGGGGAAGCUUUAGAAUGUUGCAUAUCGUUUUGCUACACCGCUCAACCGGAACACAGAAAUUCUCAAAGUCACUGUGAUGCGCUAGAAAACUUAGCAUGGGCGUCAGCACAGAUUCACUGCUUCUAUUCCACAUCAAAGAACACUGGUGACAAGACACCUACCAUUGGCAAGACCACCUCCCUUGAAGUGACAUCAUGUGACAUUGGAGAUGUUAUUUUUCACACCAAACCCAAAAUACUAUUUUGUGACUUGACUAUACCAUUGGGUGAGACUAAAACUUUUUGGUACAGAGAAUCCCUGCCAAUAGAAGCCCCACCAUCAUACAGAGGAACAUCAGUAAAAUACUCUUACAAAAUUACCAUAGCAACCCAGAAAGUUGGUUCCCAUAUCAAGAUGGUCAGAAUUCCAUUCCGAGUGUUACCGAUCAGCCCUAUCAUGAACGUGCAGGACUUGGCAGCUCUAUGUGGCAAUGAGACCACUGAGGAACUUCAACCCACCAACCCAUUUUCUGAGGAGAGGAAAGUUGAAACACCUUUGACUAUGGCUCUACAGGUUUUACAGAAUCUCACAGCAAGAAGGAGUCCUAACUCGUACAUGAUAACAAAUACUAGAGGCAAGGUUGGCCGUUUCUGCUUAUUCAAAUCUGCUUACAAACUUGGUGAAGACAUAGUUGGUACCUUUGACUUCUCUGUUGGAACUGUCACAUGUAUGCAGGUCUCAGUAUCCCUACAACCAGAAGAGGUGAUCAAAUCAAAGUCACCUUCAAAGAAUGUCAGCAAGGACACAAGCAGCAGAUCUAUGACAGUGGCCAGAUAUCAUGAGGUCACAUUAGGCCUCACACAGUCCCAGUUGAUAUUACCUAUACCCUUACAUAUCACACCAGCAUUUGAGGUUGAUGAUGUGUCCCUUAGUUGGCGACUCCACUUCGAGUUUGUGACAUCAAAUGAAAAGCUGUUGCCAAAUCCAGAAGAAAAGGAUUGGACUGCACCACUCAAUGUACCCAUAGAGACAAUGGUGUGGAACCUUCCUGUCAAGAUAUAUUCCACCUUGCCCAAGCAAAUCACACAGCAUUCUAUAGGCAAUGAUGCAUAUACCAUGUUUAUAAAAUAGAGGACUCGAUACAUUGUUUUGGCAACAUUCCUGAAAUUAUUGACUUGAAUUUACAAAAAGUUUACUAGUUUACAAUGCAUCUAGAAGAAUAAUAUUUUACUUUUCAUAUUUUUUCUAAUUAAUUGUAAAAUAAUAACUGUAAAUAACUGAAUAUAGAAUAUGACAUAUAAAUGGUGAAAAAUAAUAGAUAACUUUAAUAUUUACAAUUAUUUAUUAAAUAGUACUUAAAAC
Helicoverpa armigera (cotton bollworm) is the source of this 1562-nucleotide messenger RNA. Its product is annotated as RAB6A-GEF complex partner protein 2. Gene Ontology annotation, cellular component: Ric1-Rgp1 guanyl-nucleotide exchange factor complex; Golgi membrane. The transcript is spliced from 6 exons. Gene Ontology annotation, biological process: retrograde transport, endosome to Golgi. Bases 174 to 1331 code for a protein of 385 amino acids. NCBI's taxonomy places the organism in Eukaryota, Metazoa, Arthropoda, Insecta, Lepidoptera, Noctuidae. The record is from RefSeq and is a predicted model, not a curated record.